GCGAUGAAACGACAAUGCUUUUUGUCAAUUCAUACGACGUCGUUGCUAUCCCUAUCUCUUCCCAUCCUCUCAAAUAAUCCCCCGCACUGCAACUGAAGCUUGAUUUGUCCAUUCGUCUCCGAUCUCCAAAUCACGAUGGCCCUUUCUAUAUCCUCUCUCACGUCUUCAUUUUCUUCUCUCUCAUUUUCCUCCCAAAUUUCUCAGCAACCAAAUACUUUCCUCUCCUUUAAACAACCAAAAUCCAUUUCCGUUGCGCCAAUCCUUAAGACUCCUAAACUCGUUAUAUCCGCCACUGUAGCUUCACCGGCUGAACUAGAAACAACAAAUCUCAAGAAGUACGUUAAGUCGCGACUUCCUGGUGGAUUUGCCGCGCAAACUAUAAUCGGGACUGGUCGCAGAAAAUGCGCCAUAGCUCGUGUGGUCCUACAAGAGGGCACCGGAAAGGUUAUCAUCAACUAUCGCGACGCCAAGGAAUAUCUCCAAGGCAAUCCAUUGUGGCUACAGUACGUAAAAACCCCAUUGGUAACUUUGGGUUAUGAAAGUAGCUACGAUGUGUUUGUAAAAGCUCAUGGAGGUGGCCUGUCUGGUCAAGCUCAGGCAAUAUCUCUAGGCAUUGCUCGUGCAUUGUUGAAGGUGAGCGAGGAUCAUAGAUCCCCUCUGAGAAAGGAAGGGCUUCUGACCAGGGAUUCUCGAGUGGUAGAGAGAAAGAAAGUUGGUCUCAAGAAAGCCCGAAAAGCACCACAAUACUCCAAGCGUUGAGGUCGAAGUUACACUGUGAUGCACUUUUAUUUGUAGAUCCAUUCUGUUGUGUAUCAAUGAACAGUUUACAUUCCAAUUCCAGUAUUCUGUACUUUAAAUUCGGAUAUCAUUCAAUUUUUGAACCAUUUUUGAUAAAUCAAUAAAAUUGCCCAAAUAUUCCAGGAAAA
This is a messenger RNA of Mangifera indica (mango), 926 nucleotides long. RefSeq names its product 30S ribosomal protein S9, chloroplastic. NCBI's taxonomy places the organism in Eukaryota, Viridiplantae, Streptophyta, Magnoliopsida, Sapindales, Anacardiaceae. Gene Ontology annotation, cellular component: ribosome; mitochondrial small ribosomal subunit; plastid small ribosomal subunit. Bases 136 to 759 code for a protein of 207 amino acids. The record is from RefSeq and is a predicted model, not a curated record. Gene Ontology annotation, biological process: translation. The transcript is spliced from 2 exons. Gene Ontology annotation, molecular function: RNA binding; structural constituent of ribosome.